AGUAUAAAAAGCAGAGCUUGUGGGCCAGUAAAUCAUUCCACAGCUUCACUGUCUUCGCAGCAGUUACCGGAUAACCAAAACAGUCCACAACCCAAACUUAGAGCCAUGGCCUUCAAGUUCUUCGCUGUUCUCGCCCUCGUUGCGGCCGCUAGUGCUGGUGUCCUUCCCGUCCAGCCCAUCUACCACGCUCCGGCUCCCGCCGUGGCCUACGCCCACGCCCCAGUGGCUGUCGCCCAUGCCCAGCCCGUUCUGGCCAAGGCCACCGACGAGUACGAUCCCCAUCCCCAGUACAAGUACGCCUACGAUGUCCAGGAUGCCAUCUCUGGAGACUCCAAGAGCCAGGUGGAGGAGCGUGACGGCGAUGUGGUCCAUGGCGAGUACUCCCUGAUCGAUGCCGAUGGCUUCAAGCGCAUCGUCCAGUACACCUCCGAUCCCGUCAACGGAUUCAACGCCGUCGUCAACCGUGUGCCCCUCGAGCAUGUGAAGACCGUGGUCAAGACCGUGGCUCCAGUGGCUGUGCCCGUGGCUGCUGCCCCCAUCCCGGUGGCCUACCACCAGCACCACUAAGCCCCCUUGUUGCUGAUCUGUGGAAUCC
Drosophila bipectinata is the source of this 595-nucleotide messenger RNA. RefSeq names its product Ccp84Af (gene Ccp84Af). Gene Ontology annotation, cellular component: extracellular matrix. The record is from RefSeq and is a predicted model, not a curated record. Lineage: Eukaryota; Metazoa; Arthropoda; Insecta; Diptera; Drosophilidae.